CAGAGAUUUCUUUCAGAAAAAGAGUCACCACUGGCAGCACAUUUCAGUGACACAGAAUGGUUCACAAAACUUUGCUUACUGGUGUGACAUAUUCAGCCUGCUCAACGAACACAAUCUGUCACUUCAGGGGAGAAUGACAACUGUGUUCGAGUCGGCAGAUAAAGUGGCUGCAUUCAAAGACAAACUGGAAUUAUGGGGGUGACGAGUGAACAUUGGGAUUUUUAACAUGUUUCAAACAUAAGCAGAAAUUUUGAAAGAGACUGAGCCAGGGCCUUCUUUCUCCCAGCUGGGGCAUGAUUGCCUAUCUCAGCUUUCCAAGGAGUUCGAGCAUUACUUCCCAACCACAAAAGCACCUUGAACUGGGAAGGAAUGGAUCCGCCACCCAUUUGUGAAUAAGCCAGGUGAAUCGGCUUUGUCUGUGCCAGAAGAGGAUCAACUGCUUGAGAUUGUAAGUGACAGUGGCCUUAAAAGUAUGUUUGAGACACUUCAAAUCUCCAUACGUUCUGGAUUACAGUCAGGGUGGAAUAUCCUGAGACUGCCAUAAAAGCACUGAAAAGCCUGCUUCCAUUUCCAACAUCCCAUCUUUGUGAAGCAGGGUUUUCUGCAGUGACAGCAACCAAAACAAGAUUACGGAGUAGACUGGACCUAAGCAACACACUUUGGGUGUCACUGUCUCCCAUCACCCAGAUGGGACCAUCUAGUUGCAGGAAAACAAGCUCAGGGCUCCCACUGAUUCUGCAUUAUGGAGCUGUUUUUGUGCUGUUUGGCCCCUUUCUACCUGGAAUGGAACAAAGACUAAUGCCUUGUGGGAGCGGAUGAGUCAUACACACUGAAGGAGCAACUGCCGUUCUUCCGAAAUACCCAGAGACAGGCAACGACAGACCAUGAGCAGCAUCGAACAAACAACUGAGAUCCUGUUGUGUCUCUCACCUGCUGAAGUUGCCAGUGUCAAGGAAGGAAUCAAUUUUGUUCGAAAUAAGAGCACUGGCAAAGAUUACAUCUUAUAUAAAAGUAAGAGCCACAUGCGAGCAUGCAAGAAUAUGUGCAAGCACCAAGGAGGCCUGUUCAUAAAAGAUAUCGAGGAUUUAGACGGAAGGUCUGUUAGAUGCACAAAACAUAACUGGAAGUUGGAUGUGAGCACCAUGAAGUAUAUCAAUCCUCCAGGCAGCUUCUGUCAAGACGAACUGGUUGUGGAAAAGAAUGAAGAAAAUGGACUUUUGUUUCUAGAACUGAAUCCUCCUAACCCCUGGGAUUCAGAGCCCAGAUCUCCUGAAGAUUUGGCUUUUGGGGAAGUGCAGAUAACAUACCUGACUCAUGCCUGCAUGGACCUCAAGUUGGGGGACAAGAGGAUGGUGUUUGACCCUUGGUUAAUCGGUCCUGCUUUUGCCCGAGGAUGGUGGUUACUACAUGAGCCUCCAUCUGACUGGCUGGAGAGGCUGUACCAAGCGGACCUAAUUUACAUCAGUCACAUGCACUCAGACCAUCUGAGUUACCCCACACUGAAGAAGGUUGCUGGAAGAAGACCAGAUAUUCCCAUUUAUGUCGGAAACACGGAAAGACCUGUCUUUUGGAAUCUGAAGCAGAGUGGUGUCCGGUUGACUAAUAUCAAUGUAGUGCCAUUUGGAAUAUGGCAGCAGGUAGACAAAAAUCUUCGAUUCAUGAUCUUGAUGGAUGGCGUUCAUCCUGAGAUGGACACUUGCAUUAUCGUGGAAUAUAAAGGUCAUAAAAUACUCAAUACAGUGGAUUGCACCAGACCCAAUGGGGGAAGGCUGCCUAUGAAGGUUGAUCUAAUGAUGAGCGAUUUUGCCGGAGGGGCAUCAGGCUUUCCGAUGACUUUCAGUGGUGGAAAAUUCACUGAGGAAUGGAAAGCCCAGUUCAUUAAAACAGAAAGGAAGAAACUCCUGAACUACAAGGCUCGGCUGGUGAAGGACCUACAACCCCGAAUUUAUUGCCCUUUUGCUGGGUAUUUUGUGGAAUCUCACCCAUCUGACAAGUAUAUUAAGGAAACCAACAUCAAAAAUGACCCAAAUGAACUCAACAAUCUUAUCAAGAAAAAUUCUGAUGUGUUAACAUGGACCCCACGACCUGGAGCCACUCUUGAUCUGAGUAGGAUGCUAAAGGAUCCAACAGACAGCAAAGGCAUCAUAGAGCCUCCAGAGGGGACUAAAAUUUACAAGGAUUCCUGGGACUUUGGACCAUAUUUGAGAAUCUUGAAUGCUGCUGUAGGAGAUGAAAUAUUUCGUCACUCAUUCUGGAUAAAAGAAUACUUCACUUGGGCUGGAUUUAAGGAUUAUAACCUGGUGGUCAGGAUGAUUGAGACAGAUGAGGACUUCAGCCCUUUUCCUGGAGGAUAUGACUAUUUGGUUGACUUUCUAGAUUUAUCCUUUCCAAAAGAAAGACCAAGCCGGGAACAUCCGUAUGAGGAAAUUCGGAGCCGAGUUGAUGUCAUCAGACACGUGGUGAAGAAUGGUCUGCUCUGGGAUGACUUGUAUAUAGGAUUCCAAACCCGGCUGCAGCGAGAUCCUGACAUAUACCAUCAUCUGUUUUGGAACCAUUUUCAAAUAAAACUCCCCCUAACACCACCCAACUGGAAGUCCUUCCUGAUGUACUGUGGGAAGAGAGGACCUGAGAUUUCCCAGUUCACAGGGAUACCAAGCAACAUGAAAAAUUCAAGUAUUUACUGAUGCUACAUCUUGAACAUAGAAGCUUAUACCAAAGAGACCAUGCCUUAUUGACAUCAGCAGUGGAUAAUUACAUGUUGCAUUUGUGAAAUGUUCACAUAUCUUAUGUUUGUUGGAUCACUACGUAGCCAGAUUAUUAAUAUUUUACUUAUUCCGUCCAUAAUUUUCUAUAAAAGAACCAAUGAACGCAAUAGGAACAACUUCUCUGUGGAAAAGAAAGAUAACAGGAGAUGUAAAUCCAAGCACAGAAGAAAUAGAACGGGCGGAGAAAAGGUUUCCUAGAAGACAGUGAAGAAAAAGGAAAGGGGUGGGGGAGCAGAAGUUAAGCUAGAAGAAGAGAAGAAAGAAGAGAAAUAGAUAAAUGAGAGGCUAUAGGAAGAAAAUAGGGAAGAGAAAAAAUUAAGAUGGAACUUAAAAAGGAGAAUGUAAAAACAGACAUUUUGCUCCUUAAUAGAUUCCCCAAAUAGAGUCCAUGAAUCUAAUUGAGUAAGAAGUGUUCAUGAGCUGUUUUCAAUUUUUCAAAAAGCUUUGUUGAAAUCAUCUAUUUACCAAAACAAGGCUGUGGAGGCUACCCUAAAAUGUAGUACUUUCGUUGGGACUGAAAGUAUUUUAAUUCGGUAACAAAAUCUGUUAUUUAAUGUAAAUUAUAAAUUCUAACAAAUGGUGGUAUCUUUGACUAAAAAUAUGAACACUAGCUAGUGAUAAAAUGAGUUUUAUAGACAAUAAUUUUCAAAAUCGAUAGAAUAAUCAACAAUAAAGACCCAUAUCUCGAAAAAAUUAGGAAAUCCUCUUCUGAACAUUUGAAAAUGCUGUCGCAAUGGUUAAAAUAGGCAACUAAUUUAUUUCUGCUAAUGUCUGUAGUUUUUGAUGAUAUCCCCAUGAUUAUCACAUUAUCCCUAGGAAUAUGUGAUUGUUAACUACAUUUCUAUUUUACAUAUUGCUGUUUCCAGUAACACAAACCCCUCAUUGAUCUGAACAUCAAAAUUGAUUUUCUGAUUAUGUAUACUACCUCUUUAAUUCUGAAGAUACAAGAAUCCAAUGAUGGAAUUUAUCUCCUUAAAUCUCUUGAUUAUCUACUUCUCAUAAAGAUGAACACCAGUGAAGUUCGAUGGCUCUGGUUCACUUCACACAUUAUGCAUAUAUUUUGUGAUUUUGUGAUUUACAUUAUGCAUAUAUUUUAUAAAUUAUUUAAUUAUCACCAAAAAAUAAAUGUAUAUCAACAGAAUAUGUGUUA
Physeter macrocephalus (sperm whale) is the source of this 3915-nucleotide messenger RNA. Its product is annotated as cytidine monophosphate-N-acetylneuraminic acid hydroxylase. Gene Ontology annotation, biological process: CMP-N-acetylneuraminate metabolic process. Gene Ontology annotation, molecular function: CMP-N-acetylneuraminate monooxygenase activity; 2 iron, 2 sulfur cluster binding. NCBI's taxonomy places the organism in Eukaryota, Metazoa, Chordata, Mammalia, Artiodactyla, Physeteridae. The record is from RefSeq and is a predicted model, not a curated record. Bases 885 to 2684 code for a protein of 599 amino acids. Gene Ontology annotation, cellular component: cytoplasm. The transcript is spliced from 17 exons.